CACGACGACCACCAUCCCGCGCCUCACAUUCCAUCCGUCUCUCUCCUGCGCCCACACCUGCCGCACGCGCCGCAGCACGCGCACCUGCACCGGCCUCUUGCGGCGCCGCUCCUUGCACGCAGCGGCGGCGACCUCCACUCCAUCUCGCCACGCCCGCCAUGUCCGGCGCGUAUCCCGUGCGGCGCCGGCCAAAGGGCCCGCUGCAUCCCUCCUACCGCGCUGCGCCCGCCGAGACCGAGCAGGCACCGAUCGCAGCACCGCUCACGCCCGGCGAGGGCUCGUCGCGCAAGCGCGCCUGGCUGGCCGCCCAGCCCGCUGCACCUGGCACGCUGCCGGGCGCAGCAGGCUACAGCGCCGGCUCGCACGCCUCGACGAGCUACGGCGCCAGCUCGCAGGGCUCGGCCAUCUACGGCGCCAGCUACGGCAGUACGCACAGCCUGCCGUUUGGCAUGGCGCGCGGCAGCAGCUACAGCAAUGGCCUGGACGCCGCCGGGCCGUCGCGCGUGGGUCUCGGCCCCACGCGCUCCACAUCAGGCUACAGCGUCGCGUCGAGCGCAGACGGCGGCGUGGCCACCACCUCGGCCGCGGGCGAGCACACGUCGCCUCGCGGCGCCGGCGCCUGGGAGACGCUCACGCGCGCCCAGGCGACGCAGGCCGCAGCUGCUGCACAGGCGCGAGAGCGACAGACGCGCGCUCGUCAGCUCGAGGCCGGCGGCGCACUCGCCGACGGCGACGCCCAGGGCCUGGAGGAUGAGGCGGCGGGCCCGGCGACGAAGCGCCGACGCGGCGUGGCGGGAGCGAUCGUGUCGGGCGCGCUCAACACGGCGCUGUAUGCCGGCGCAGCGGCGAUUACCGCCUACUCUCUCUGGAGCUCAUGGGGCCGACAGCCGGCACGCGAAGCAGGCGAAGACGAGAACAGCGCGCCUGUCACGCCGGCGCUCGAGACGGCGCCCGAGCAUGGCAUGGAGGAGGACGAGGACGAUGAGGAUGAUGAGCUGUCGCGCAUGAGCAAGCGCAUGGAGGCGAUGAUUGCCGAGGGCCAGAAGGCCCUUUCGGCAAAGGCCGAGCUGCUGCCCGACGAGAGCAUGGAGCCCUCGACGCCGCCGCAGCCGACUGCAUCGGCGCAGCGCUUUGGCUACGCGGGGCCAAGCUACUCGCAAGGCUCGCUGUCGCGCAGUGCCGCUCGUGUGCCUACCUCGGGCCGCGGCAAUGGCGACAUGCACCUGCGCUCCGCCAGCCAGGUCGACUUUGCCUUUGCUGGCGGCGCCGAGCCGCUCAGCCCUACCUCGCCGACGCCACCGUCGCGCGCCGCGCCGUUUGUCUUCGGCGCUGGCACGAGCCACAUUCCCGUCGCCUCGGGCUUGACACCAGCGAGCCGCAGCCCGUAUGCUCGGCAGCGACCGCGUCAGCUGAUGGACGCCGCUCGCGAUGCUGGCGAUGCGCGCGACACUCGCUUCCGCCGGCAGUGAGGCAUGGAGGCGCGGGACUCUCCAUCGGCGUCGCCCGACCCUUUCGCUCGCGCCCUGCGCUCCGCCUCUCUUUCUAUUCUCAACGCACCGAUACCCCGCCAUCAUCUUGAAGGGUACAGACUGAGAAGGCGC
Messenger RNA from Tilletiopsis washingtonensis, 1601 nucleotides. RefSeq lists its product as hypothetical. The transcript is spliced from 5 exons. Lineage: Eukaryota; Fungi; Basidiomycota; Exobasidiomycetes; Entylomatales. The coding region runs from base 159 to 1469 and encodes 436 amino acids. The record is from RefSeq and is a predicted model, not a curated record.